Zalophus californianus (California sea lion) is the source of this 5259-nucleotide messenger RNA. RefSeq names its product BEN domain containing 2 (gene BEND2). Bases 178 to 2973 code for a protein of 931 amino acids. The transcript has 19 exons. Gene Ontology annotation, molecular function: DNA binding. The record is from RefSeq and is a predicted model, not a curated record. Lineage: Eukaryota; Metazoa; Chordata; Mammalia; Carnivora; Otariidae.
UGCGCAGUCGCAGAAACUUCUCUUGGGGGGGAAGUUUGGGCGCCUUCCGCUGGGCGCCUUCCGCUUGGUGCCUCUCUCUGCUGCAGUUGCCUCGUGGGCACGGUCACGAUCCAGCCGAUCCAGCUGCAGCGCAGACGCCGAGCCUAAGGCACUCAGAGUGGGACUCCCUGCCUCACGAUGUCUGAAAAGGACGAUUAUAUUAUUGUAACUGUUGAGGAUGACAGUGAUGGCAAUGAUAUUGAUGUUGUGAUAAUGGAAGAUUCUGAAACAGAACUUACUGAGAACACACUUUCCACUGAUGGCAUGUUGACUAUAGAACCAAAUUGUCGAUCCAGCAAUGAUAACUACCAGCAACUAUCCCAAAUGACAUAUGGAGUAGGUGGUUUACCACCCCUAGGUGACCAAGCAGUUCCGCAAAUGAACCAUCUGGCAAAUUUAAAAAGAUACAGCUCCAACUCAGUGGAAAUGGAGCUUCUCCCACUGCGUAAAAGAGGACGUACAUCUUUUCCAAGGAGGGAUAAUACGGGUUUGCAAGAACUUACUGAAAACACAAAUAAGCAGGUAAACAACCUUUGUGGAAUCAUUUCAAAAAUACAGCCUUCUUGGGAGAAACCACCGCUGCCAAACUGUGAAGACGGCGGCCCAUCCAGACCAGUGAGAAGGCAGGAGAACCUUGCCCGGCGUAACCCUGUAAGGAUAGCUCUCCAGCCAGCCCCUCUCCCGGAGCUGCAGGAGCUGGUCGUCAGAGAGAGUCCACCACCUCCCAAAAUUGUCUCCACAUAUUCAUUACAGCCUAGUGUCAUACCAGGCAACCCAGUUCCUGGUUUUGCUGUGUUGUCCUACAUUUUCAGUGAAGGAGGUGAAGGGGCCACCGGGGAUCUCUCCUCUGUCCAGCUUCCCCUGGCUCUGCCUGCAGCACUUCUGCCCCCAGGAGAACCCCGUGUGGCACACGCCCCCACGAUGGCCAGAUGCCCAACUGUAUGGGGACAAGGCUGCGCGGGCCCGGGCCCGGGCCCGGCCUCAUCGGCUUUCUGCAUCCCCCCCGGUUUCGAAAUGCCAAGAAAAGCAGAAGCCAGCCUUGGAAACAGCACUGAGUCAAUAUAUUGCCCAACUCCAUUGGGAGAUGACAGUGGCCAAGAUACUAUCUCAUCUGUUUACAUCCUUCCUAAUUUGGUAAUAGCAGAGACCAGCUUGGAAAACAACCCCAAGCCGACAAAUUACCCAACUUCAUCGGGAAAUAACGGUGACCAGUGUUCAUCUAUCUGCCUCCCACCCAAUUUUGCGGUUGAAAAAUUCAUACUUAUAAAAAGGUCGGAAAAAUCAGAAACCGGCCAGGAAAACAACUCCGAGACCAUGUAUUACCCAGCUUUAUUGGGAAGUAUCAGUGGCCCAGAUACUAACUCCUCAUCUGCCUCGCUCCCACCCAAUUUCGGACUUGAAAAAGUUAUACUUGUAGAAAUGCCAGAAAAAGCGGAACCCAGCCUGGAAAUCAGCUCUCAGAUAGUGUGUUACCAAACUUCAUCGGGAAAUGACAGUGGCUCAGCUCCUGCCUCUUCAUCUCUCUCCAUCCCACUCAAUUUCGGAAUGAUGGCAAAGGCUGAAACCAGCCCAGAAGAGAGCCUGGAGACAAUAAGUUACCCAGUCUUAUUGGAAGACAGCGGCAAUCAAGACGUUCCCUCAUCAGGUUGCUGCGUUCCUCCCAGUUUUGAAGUGAUGGUCAAAGCAGAAACCGGCCUGGAAAAUAGCACUCAGAUGACAAAUUACCAACCUUUGCUGGAAAAUGACAGUGGUCAAGAAACUUCACCAUAUUUCUUCAUCCCUUCCAGUUUGGAAUCCAGCAUAGAAGUGAGUUCCGAGACAAUGAGUUCCCCAACUUUAAUGAAACAUGACAGCGACCAAGAUACUGACUCAGAAACUUACUUUCUCGCUCCUGGUUUUGCACUUUUACCUGUAGAAAUAUUGGUAAAAGCAGAAAACAGCGUGGAAAACGUCCCUGAAAUAAUGAAUUACCCAGCUGUAUUGGAAAAGGACAAGAGCCGAGAUUCUGUCUCAUCAUCUGCCUGCAUCCCUUCCGGUUUUGGCUAUCUUGGUGAUCCGAGAAGGAAUGUCAGGGUGCUUAAUAUUAAUUUGGUGACUGCACAAAAGAAGAGCCAUCCUAGGCAUGCAGCCCGCUACUUGGUUCAUGUUUUGUUCUCCAAGGAAAUUCUGAUGCACAGCUGGGUAGGUUUUAAUUCCCAAGGCCGCCAACCUCUAGACCCAAACAAAAUGGCUGCAAUAAGAGAAUAUCUGGCAACAAAUUUUCCCAACCAUGAUUUGCGUGAAUGUGGAAAAGACUGGAAAACCUGUAUUGCCGAUAUCAAUUCUCUGAUCUAUUGUUUAUGUGCCGAAGCCACAACAACACCACAGAAAGCUGGUGGCUGCAAAAAAGGCCCUACCAGUCUUGGCAUUCCAGCGUCUGCAGAUGUGAAUGAUGAAAGAGGUGGCAAAGGCGGUGAAAGCAUUUCCCAGUUAUCUCAGCCAACAGCUGCCUCAGGAACAAGAGUAAAAGGGAAUUUUCAGUGGAAGAGCAGUGUUUGCCAUCAAGGAAUUAAAAAACCUUCCAUGGAGAAUUCAGUGGUAUCUGAUGACAUACUGGAAUAUCUUGGAAAUCCAGGUAGAAAUGUACAGUUGCCACAUUCAGUACUGAAUAUAGCCAAAGGGAAGUCUCGCCCAGAGCUGGCAGCCAGAUACCUUAUUCGCAAACUGUUCACAGAGGACGUCUUGGUAAAAAGUAACGUCUAUGGCAAUCUGGGGUAUGGCAUGAACGCCCUUAACCCGAAUAGGAUUAACGCUCUUCGAGAAUUUCUUCAAGACAUCUUCCCGACUUGCAAUCUCUCAGAAACCGGAUAUAACUGGAAGUUGUGUGUGACAGCUAUCAACAGCUCCAUCCGUAGUCUUCGCUAUGACCUUAAGAAGUUCAUACUCAAAGCAUAGCAGCUUAACAACUCCAACAGAGUCAGAACCAAGAGAUAAUGACUGAAAAUUGCUUUAGGAAGAUGUGUAUUGCUUUAGGAAGAUGUGUAAUGUUUCAUCUUGUGAACAAAGUGAUGGGCAGUACUCCGAGAAGAACCUCUGAUUAAAGGAAUGGUGGUAAACUCCUAAAGGUGGUUUUCAUUGCUGUUUUAAGGUAGAAUGAGAAUAGCACGUUUAGCUCUUAGUGAUAGAUGAGAUCUGAGCAUCAGUGACACACAUAAUAGAUAGUGAGGUAGAGAGACAUGGUUGGAUAGGCAGACCAUAAUUCCAGGUAGGUAGUAGACAUUCAAUAUUCGUCAAGUGAAUUGUCACUGCAGAUCUGAGGUCUAAGCUCCACUGAUUCAGAAGGGAGGUAUGGUUUACACAUAACCCAGACACCCAUGUUGGCUUUCUUAAAUAUCCAUCAGUAGGGGAUUCAUAAGACUGACAUCCUAUUGUUUGACCCAAGUUUUCCAGGCACGAGCCCUAUGGGGUUUUUUUUUUUAUUUACUCCUGAUAAGAACAGCAUCCUUUUAUUUACCUCCUGAUAAUAUUUUAUCACAGCAGUUUUCUAAGAGUCAACACAGAAACUCAUGUCAGGAGGCUUUUUGGUCCCAUUGAAGUAAUUCAAAUUUAAGAAUAUAUCACGAUGAAUAAAAAGAAUCUGACCAGAUUCGAAUGUUUUUUGUUGUUGUUUCUGAAAUGCCUGGAUGAAGGUUCUUUAUAUUUACUGUGUUUUUCUGAUUGAUUCUACUAGUUGAAGUGCAUACAAAUUUAAACCUUACAGUGUUUAAAUGAAAAAAACAUUGAUCAGAAAUUCAAUUAGAAAAAAGUGAUCUUGAAGUAUAUUGGCAGGAAUAUUGGCAAAUGAAAACAAUAAUUCCAUUUCGCUCAUGAGUAGGAUUUUAUGUUUAGCUUAAGCACUUUAAAGUUAUUGAAUGUUUUAGCCAUAGAAAAUACUGUAUAAUUUCAUUGUUUGAUCAUUUGUGUUUAAGAAGCAUUUUGUCAGAAAAAAGAGAAACGUUUUGUUAGUUAUAAUGUCAUCUCUCAGCUUUCAACCUAUGGAACAGUUCUCAGUUAUAUUUGCUUUAUCACAUUCUUAGUUAUUGUUCAAAAAACAGUGUUUUUCCUUGUGAGAGUUCAGGCUUUAGUUGUGCACAUUUGCUUAUGACCCAUGGGUUUUCUUAGAUAGUUGACACUAAUUAACUUUGCUCUUUUGAUAAGGCAAAGAAGAAAUUUAAUAGAAAGUAAUAAGUCAGUCACAGUAAUUAGUGUGAAAGUUGACAAGUCUUGUUAUUUUUGUGACUCGUAAAGUAGUUUAGGAUGGUUUUAUAUGGUCAAUUUGUAGAAUAUAUACAUUUUUUCAAAUGAUAUGUCUUUUGAAAAUUAAAUUCAAUUUUUAGAGUAUUUUAGUGAAAUAUAGUAUAACCAAUUUUAGAAAGAUGAAGACGUAAGAUAGAAUUUUUACAACCCUGUUCUCCAAAUAAAUAAUUUGUUGUUAGUUGCCUUUAGAUUAAUAAAAUUACAGUAUUUCUAUGCAUAUCUUUAUAUGUUUAGGCUAUGCCUACAGUUGUCUUAAAAAGUAAAUAAUUCAAGCCAAAAAAUCUUCCAUACAGGGCAAAAGAGUUUUGACCAGAGUUAUUCAGAUUAAUUCAUCUAAGAUAGUCUUUGUCUUCACCAUUCAGUUUUAUAAAUAAUUUUACACACUAUUGGUAAUACAGCUAAUAUGGAAAAGUAAAAUUAUAUUCUAGGCAAGAUUAUAUUUUAAACUGUAUAUGCAGAUUUCAAAUUUGAUUUGUAUUUUGUGCUAUCUGAAAUAGUCCCUGGACUAGAAGCAAUACAAAAACAAAAACUUUAUAUUUACAAAAAUUUUUCAAGAUUGACAUGGUAGACUUUAUUAUGGUGGUUGCUUAUAUAAUUUGUUAGACCAGUCCUGUCCAGUACCAUUAUAUUGGUAAUGUUCUAUAAUUUUAUGUUGUCCGGUAUGGUAGUCACUAGCCACAUGUGGCUUUUUUGUUUUUUUUUAAGAUUUUAUUUAUUUAUUUGACAGAGAGUACAAGCAGGAGGAGCAGCAGAGGGGGAGGGAGAAGCGGUGGGGCUCCAUCCCAGGAUCAGGACCCAGGUCAAAGGGGAACACGUAACCGACAACCACCCAGGCAGAUGCUUAACCAACUGAGCCACCCAGGUGCCCCCAAAUUUAGUUCCUCUAAUGACUACAUCUCAAGUGCUUAAGAGCCACAUGUAGGGGGUGCCUGGGUGGCUCAGUUG